GUGUAUUAUACAAAAGAGUAGAAUCAAUGUUUGUUUAAUAAUUAUACGAAUAAGAUGAGAGAGAGAGAGAGAGAGAGAGAGAAAGAGAGAGGAAGAUGAUCAUUGUAUGUACAAUCAUAUCAAAAAAUUACAAACAUAACAAGACAUCAUACGUACAUCAAACGUCACUUUGUUGUUAAUGAAUUUUAGUCAGCUUCCACGAAGCAUUGCUGCAAAUGGUUUUCGUGGUACGCAUAGUAAUUCAGUACUAAUAGAACAACCCAAAAUGAAGGUCCAAAUCUUAUCAGCGCUUCAGGAUAAUUACAUGUAUCUUAUAAUCGAUGAGAAAUCAAAAGAAGCUGCCAUAGUAGAUCCAGUUGAUCCAGAAGCAGUUGCAGAUGCAGUUAAAGGAAAUGAUGUAAAUCUUACGAAGAUUUUAACGACACAUCAUCAUUGGGAUCAUGCUGGAGGUAACGAUAAGAUGGUGAAGAAUUUUGAUAAUUUGCAAGUUUAUGGUGGAGAUGAUAGAGUUGGUGCACUUACUUGCAAAGUACAACACAAUGAUACAUUUAACAUUGGAAGUUUGAAUGUACGAUGUCUUGCAACACCAUGUCACACUACUGGACAUAUUUGUUAUUACGUUACUGAAGAAGGUGAUACACCUGCAGUGUUUACAGGUGACACAUUAUUUGCUGGUGGUUGUGGAAGAUUCUUUGAAGGUACUGCUGAUCAAAUGUAUAAAGCGCUCAUUGAAAUUUUGGGUAAACUACCAGAUGAAACGAAGGUAUAUUGUGGACAUGAAUAUACCAUUGCUAAUUUGAAAUAUGGUAUUCAUGUUGAACCAGAAAACGAAGCAAUUCGUGAGAAGAUGCAAUGGGCUAAAACACAACGUGACAAGAAAAUUCCAACUAUACCGAGUACAAUAGAAAAUGAAAAACUUACAAAUCCAUUUAUGAGGGUUCAUGAACCGUCUGUUAUGAAACAUGCGAAUGAAAGUGAUCCCAUAAAGACUAUGGCAUUUCUACGUAAAAAGAAAGACACUUUUAACGCAUGAUUUAUUUUAUUUUAUUUUUUUUUUAUUGUUGUUG
This is a messenger RNA of Polistes dominula (European paper wasp), 1067 nucleotides long. RefSeq names its product hydroxyacylglutathione hydrolase, mitochondrial. Gene Ontology annotation, molecular function: hydroxyacylglutathione hydrolase activity. The record is from RefSeq and is a predicted model, not a curated record. NCBI's taxonomy places the organism in Eukaryota, Metazoa, Arthropoda, Insecta, Hymenoptera, Vespidae.